AUGGUGGCGACGCACACCUGUCGCCUUGCCUUGGUGAUUGCAUCCACACCCCUCGCUGCACCCAUAUCCAUCCUCACACCCAUUUCCUCUCUCACACCCAUUUCCUCUCUCACACCCAUUUCCUCUCUCACACCCAUUUCCUCUCUCACACCCAUUUCCUCCCGCACACCCAUUUCCUCUCUCACACUCAUUUCCUCCCGCACACCCAUUUCCUUCCUCACACCUAUUUCCUCCCUCACACUCAUUUCCUCCCCCACACCCAUUUCCUCCCUCACACCCAUUUCCUCUCUCACACUCAUUUCCUCCCUCACACCCAUUUCCCCCCUCAUACUCAUUUCCUCCCUCACACCCAUUUCCCCCCUCAUGCUAUUUCCUCCCUCACACCCAUCCCCUCCCAACCCUCCACCCCAUGUGCGCCCUUCCCCGUUUGCCCUCCCCCCAGGUGCGCCCUCCAGGAACGCCCACAGGUACGCCCACCAGGUGGUCACACCGAGCUCAAUGCACUGCUGGCAGGGCUGGGUUCCUCCCCACCCAGGCUUGAAGGAGGGGCUGGCACCCCUUUCCUCCUCCCCCCCACCCUUCCCUGCUGCACGGCUGUCGCUCCUUCCCACCCCCACCAGGUACGCCCACAAGGUGGUCACACCCGACCCGAGCUCAAUACGCUACGCUGCUGGCGGAGCUGCUGCGAUUCCAAGUCAGGGCGUUUCAGGACGACCCAAUCAAGAUCCCCCACGGACAGGGAACGAUGAGGCGCUAGCCGGGCUGAAGGAGGUGGGGCAGGCGGGCAGGAACGAUGAGGCGCUCUGUGCUAGCGGGUUUGAAGGAGGUGGGGCAGGCUGUGUGGGGCUCAGGGAGGUGGGGCAGGCUGUGUGGGGCUCAGGGAGGUGGGGCAGGCUGUGUGGGGCUCAGGGAGGUGGGGCAGGCUGUGUGGGGCUCAGGGAGGUGGGGCAGGCUGUGUGGGGCUCAGGGAGGUGGGGCAGGCUGUGUGGGGCUCAGGGAGGUGGGGCAGGCUGUGUGGGGCUCAGGGAGCUCCGCACCGCACCUGCUUCUCCUGAAAUCCUCAAUCCUGCACCGAUUUCCCGCUUCUGCAACAUGAACGCACUGUUCGCGGGGAACCUGCAGGCUGCUGACGCUGGGCACCGCACCGCUCCCAACUGCGCACCUACUUCUCGCACACCGACUUCUGCCCCACCGACUCCCACCCCCACGGGGCGCGGGCGCACUGCUGGUGGGGAGGCUGCUGACACGGCGGAAGUGCACGAGAGGCUGCAGGCAUAG
Molecule: messenger RNA, 1278 nt
Organism: Closterium sp. Naga37s-1
Lineage: Eukaryota; Viridiplantae; Streptophyta; Zygnematophyceae; Desmidiales; Closteriaceae
Source: the annotation of a GenBank genome assembly